Molecule: messenger RNA, 2838 nt
Organism: Carassius auratus (goldfish)
Lineage: Eukaryota; Metazoa; Chordata; Actinopteri; Cypriniformes; Cyprinidae
Product: neutral amino acid transporter A-like
Exons: 8
Coding region: 156-1775 (539 amino acids)
Biological process (GO): L-serine transport; L-glutamate transmembrane transport
Cellular component (GO): plasma membrane
Molecular function (GO): L-alanine transmembrane transporter activity; L-serine transmembrane transporter activity; L-aspartate transmembrane transporter activity
Source: RefSeq, a predicted model, not a curated record
AGACCCCUCGUCAUUACAUGUCUGUAAGUGCCGGCAGGUUUUUCCACGCGCUCUCCACUCCAGUCCGCUGCAUUCCAAGUGCGCGCACGCUGCUGAUGAGAAAAUCCUGGUACCUCUUUUAAACGUGUGGAAAGACUGAGCGUGUAGGUAAAAUCAUGGAAGAAAAGGAGAGCGAAAUCAAUGGACACGCCGGGCACAAAAACCCGUUACCAACAGUCUCAUUAAAAUCAGAAAAGAAUAGCUUUAAAGACCGGUUCAUGGUCUUCUUCAAAAGAAAUCUCCUAGUGAUAUUCACGGUUUCCGGGGUUCUGGUGGGCGUCGGGCUCGGGAUGAUGGUCCGGAACAUGAACCUUACCCGAGCGCAGAUGACUUACUUCGCCUUCCCCGGAGAGAUGCUGCUGAGGAUGCUCAAGAUGAUCAUCCUUCCUUUAGUGGUUUGCAGUUUGAUUUCCGGAGCUGCGAGUCUGGACACGCGCUCGCUGGGGAAGCUCGGAGGGAUCGCCGUGUCUUACUUUCUGGUGACCACUCUGAUCGCUUCAUCCAUCGGGGUAGCUCUCGCCUUCAUCAUCAAACCCGGCGUGGGAGCAGGAGCCCUGAACACCAACAACUUAGGGCUGGAAGGCGUGAGCUCCAACAAAGAGACAGCGGAUUCGUUUUUAGAUCUUGCAAGAAACCUGUUUCCAUCCAACCUGGUGUCUGCAGCUUUCCGCUCAUACGUCACCGAUUACAAGACCAUUCUUGUUGGAAAUGUAACCAACGGAACCCUCAACUACCAGAAGGUUCCCUAUGGAACAGAUGCAGAUGGAAUGAAUAUUCUGGGUCUUGUUCUCUUUGCUAUGGUUUUUGGAGUUGCUUUGAGAAAGCUUGGGCCAGAAGGAGAGGAGCUCAUUCGCUUUUUCAAUGCCUUCAAUGAAGCCACCAUGGUACUGGUGUCUUGGAUCAUGUGGUAUGUGCCUUUUGGCAUCAUGUUCUUGGUUGGCAGUAAGAUUGUGGAGAUGGAAGAUGUGGUUCUGCUCGUCACUAGUUUGGGGAAGUACAUUUUUGCUUCUAUCCUUGGCCACAUCAUCCAUGGUGGCAUCAUCUUACCUCUUAUCUACUUUGGGUUCACUCGUGCGAACCCCUUCAGUUUCCUGUCUGGCCUCAUCACACCGUUUACCACUGCCUUUGCUACCUGCUCCAGCUCAGCAACACUGCCCACCAUGAUGAAGUGUGUGGAGGAGAACAACGGUGUCGACAAACGAAUUAGUCGUUUCAUUUUACCGAUUGGAGCCACUGUCAACAUGGACGGAGCAGCCAUUUUCCAAUGUGUUGCGGCUGUGUUUAUUGCCCAGCUCAACAACGUUGAACUCAAUGCAGGCCAGAUCUUCACAAUCCUGGUGACAGCCACCGCCUCCAGUGUGGGAGCAGCAGGCAUUCCAGCUGGAGGAAUCAUCACCAUCGCUAUCAUUCUGGAGGCCAUUGGUCUGCCCACCCAUGACCUGUCACUCAUGUUGGCGGUGGACUGGAUAGUAGACCGCACCACCACCGUUGUGAACGUGGAGGGAGAUGCACUUGGUGCUGGCAUUCUUCACCACAUCAAUGAGCAAGAGAUGAAGAAACAAAGACAACAGGAGCAGCAUCAAGAGGAGCAGGAACUGGAGGAGGUGAAGGUGGAGGUGGUGGCUAAUGUCAAAGCAGAAGAAGAGACCUCCCCUCUCGUCACACACCAGAUCCAAGGAGACAGUUCCUCACGUGAAACACUUGACGACAAGGACGGUGUGGAGUCUGUACUGUAAAGUGGUGACUGUGGUCUCAUCUCUUUCUUCUUUAAUCUUUCUAACUCUCACUCUUUUAAAAACCACUACAGACAUGAUGUCUCCACCAGUGUGAAGUUUACAUCAAAUAUAAAGUUGAUUCAAGUCUGUGAAUGGAACACUAAUGGUCAGUUUGCUGUUUUACAUUUAGUUUGACAGAAGAACCGGUUCAGUUAUGAUAAUCUUAUCAGAUUAUGUGAAAAGUCUGAAAGGGAACAUCUCCAGUUUGCAAUCAGAUGUCUUGUGAAGAAAUGAGUAGUCUGACCUCUUGCUCUGUUUGUUUUCUAUAUUUUAACUGACUGUGUGAAACAUUAACUAUUUUGAGGAUAAACCGGAAAGUAUUUGCUGUAAAUAUUUGUGUCUCUAAUGGCAAAUCAUGUUGCACUGUGGUAUAGUCAAUUGAUUUUUUUUUUGGGACUAUAUCAAAAUUAGGUCUGCUUGUGAAAUACUCGUGUGAAUUAUGGUUGUACUUUCAAAUCUGGUGAACUUUCUAAUUUUAAGUGACAAUUAAGCUGAAAGAUUGAAACAAAACUCAGGUUCACAGGUGAUAUUCAACCUGAUUAUGAGAGAUACACCGGAGGUCAAAUAUUUCCUGAUUAGACCUCCAUUCACUGUGUACGUUACAAAUACAUGCUGUUGAUCCAAGAACAUGGUAUCUGGUGACACCUAGUGGUAAAGAAGUGUGGAAAAGAAAUGUUGACUUCAGUGGAAAUUUAAACGUCUUUUCUUUUUGUACAUUUUUAUAUCCAACUUUUAAGUUUGGCCAUUAGCUAAGAAGUAAACUAUUUUAAAACGACAAUUUAAGUAUGAAUGAGUUUACUUUGUUCUAUUUUUAGCCUUUUGUACCGCAUUAGAAAUUAUUUACGUAGCCUAAUCUGUUGCUUUGAAAAAAAAUCAGAAGUUAAAGUGUUUAUAUGAACUCUAAAAGAUGUUAAUUAGCAUUUGAUUAGUGUGUUUUAUUUGUGUUUUCGCCUUGUAUUUUUUCUCUCUUUUAACUGUAUGUUAUUUUGUUACCGACGUGUCUGUGUCAUAAAUCAAAAUUAUU